UAAUGCAUUAGUUAGAGGUGAUAGUACUAUUACAAAAAAAAUCAAUGAGACGUCCUAUAUUUCUGGCAUUCUGCAAGUAUAUGAGGUUGACACACUUUACAGUUUACAGUGUACAAAUUUGAUGUCAAUGGUGCAAGUUGCUGAAGUCAUUUCAGCUUUCUGAGGUCCUAACUUAAUAAUUGCACUUUUGUUUUGAUGUGGUAUGGUUGUGGGCAUUCAUUUUUUCCAUGUCUUUGGUUUCUUUCUUUCUUUCUUCCUUCCUUUUUUUUUCUCUGGUUUAAAAGAUAGAACAACAACUACUUGACUCCAACUCCAAAACCUCUAUCUUUCUUGUUUCAAUCAGAUUGUCAGAAUUGGGAAAAACCCAUGUUGGAAUUCUCAAGUUCUUGCCACAAAAUCCAUCUACAGGUGAGAAGUACAUGUGAAACAUAUGUGGGAUGAUCUGAACACAAGAGAUAGUUGUUGAAGAAAUGGGGCUCAAUUUAUCUUUUGUAAAUAAAACUUUGAUGCUAUGGCUGCCGGGAUUGCUUUGGGUGUUGCCCGCCUUGUUGGUGGUUUGUAUAGACACAAAUGGGAGUACUUCGAGUGUUGGUGUAAGACCGAAGGAGUUGAACGUUGGAGCUCUUUUCACACUGAAUUCAGCCAUUGGGAAGGCAGCCAAGCCUGCCCUUUUUGCUGCAAUUGAUGAGAUUAAUUCGGAUUGGAGCGUUCUGAAAGGCACCAAACUGAAUUUGAUCUUGCAUGACACUAAUUGCAGUGGAUUUCUUGGGACUGUUGAAGGUAAGAUUUCUCUGUUGUUUAAGUAUCUGUCUUUCUUUUACCAUUAAUUUUCUGUCUUCAAAAAAUCAAAAUGCCAGCAUCACUUUAGAGGUCUUAUGAUGAGUACAAAAAUGGCAACAUCAAGUCCUCUGUUUCGAGUGUUUGGACGUGUCUUAUUAGUGAAGUAAAAUAAUGUCUGUUUUAGAAAGACUGGAGUCUAAUAGUUGGUUAUGCAUGUGCAUUGCGGUUUCUUUUUGUUCUAUAAAUUGCACACGGUGAAAAAAGGAUGAACAAUUCUCACUGUAUUUAAGGACAUUUUAAUCUUGUUACUAGAAAAGUUGUAAUGGCAUGAUUUUAUUAUUCUGAGUUCCAUGUUUACCGCUGAACUAGUUUCUUGAUCUCUUUCUGCCUUUGCUGCUUGGAAAGACUACAAGAUAUUUUAUCUCUUACUUUUGGGAAGUGAUUAUUCGAUUUUAUUGCCGUAGUUCGGAAAAUGUUAUGCGUUAUGCUUCUUCAUAUAGAAUCAGCAGGCUCCAUUUCAUGGUAAACAUUUAUGUUUCUUCCCUUUUACAUUCUGUGUAGAAUAUACACUAUAUAGGUUACUGGUCCACUGAACUAUUUGAACUGUAAUAUUAAUUUGUCUGAAUGAGACCAGAUGACGUUUUCUGUAAUGAUGAUCAAAGGAACAUGCGAAGCAAUUUACAAAAAGUUCUUCCAUUUUAACUCUAUUUUUUUUCCUACAAGCACAACAACUCAUUCUGUGGGAACUCUCAUAUUCGCCUAGGAUAUAUUGUUAUCUUGAGUAGAAUAAGAAAGUCCAUCUUGUUGGUCGAAGACUGAACUUUCAAUGAUAACUGAUUAUAGCAUGUGCAAACAUUGAUUGAAGUAGAGAAAGCUGAGAUAUGAUGCAUCCUCACUUUGUGUAGCUUUGCAGCUGAUAGAGAAAGAUGUCGUUGCUGCGAUCGGUCCACAAUCAUCUGGAAUUGGCCAUAUUAUAUCUCAUGUUGUUAAUGAACUUCAUGUACCACUUCUAUCCUUUGGGGCGACGGAUCCAACUCUUUCAGCUUUGCAGUACCCUUAUUUCUUGCGCACAACUGUGAGUGAUUACUUUCAGAUGUAUGCAGCUGCUGAUAUAGUGGAAUAUUUUCAAUGGAAAGAAGUAAUUGCAAUCUUCGUUGAUGAUGAUUAUGGACGUAAUGGGAUUUCUAUCUUGGGAGAUGCACUCGCAAAGAACCGAGCGAAAAUAUCUUACAAGGCUGCACUUACCCCAGGAGCCACCAGAAGUGAGAUGGAUGACUUGUUAAAUGAAGUGAAUUUAAUGGAAUCACGAGUUUAUGUUGUACAUGUGAAUCCGGAUAGUGGUCUCAUGCUCUUUUCAGCAGCAAAAAGUCUUGGUAUGAUGACUUCUGGCUAUGUUUGGAUUACUACUGAUUGGCUUCCUACUGUUUUAGAUCUAUCUGAAGCACUGCCCCAGGAGACUAUGGAACUCAUACAAGGUGUUGUUGCUCUGCGUCAUCAUACACCUGAUUCUGAUGGCAAAAAGUGGUUUACAUCUCAGUGGAAAAAUUUGAAGGGUUCAGAAACCUCUAGCUUCAAUUCUUAUGCACUUUAUGCUUAUGACUCAGUAUGGUUACUGGCUCGCGCACUUGAUGUUUUUUUCAACGAAGGGGGGAAUAUCACCUUCUCUGAGGAUCCUAGCUUGCAUGACACGAAUGGAAGUGCACUUCAUUUGACAUCCCUCCAUGUAUUUGAUCAAGGGAAGAAAUUACUCCAGACACUUCUCUCUAUGAACUUCACAGGUUUGACAGGUCUAGUUCGGUUUGAUUCAGAAAAGAAUUUAAUAAAUCCUUCAUUCGAUAUUCUCAACGUUGGAGGAACAGGGGUACGAACAAUAGGCUAUUGGUCUAAUCAUUCCCAUCUUUCUACUGUUGCACCGGAGCUUUUAUACAUGAAGCCUCCAAAUAUUUCAGUUAGCAAUCAACAUCUCUAUGGUGUGAUAUGGCCUGGUGAAGUGACAGAAAAGCCUCGGGGUUGGGUUUUCCCCAACAAUGGGAAGCCUCUCAGAAUUGCGGUUCCAUACCGAGUUACUUAUGAGGAAUUCGCCACUAAAGACAAAGGACCAUCUGGGGUGAGAGGAUACUGCAUUGAUGUAUUUGAAGCUGCAGUGAACCUGUUGCCAUAUGCUGUCCCUCAUACUUAUAUACUGUAUGGAGAUGGCCGGCGAAAUCCCAUGUACAGUAAUAUUGUCUAUGAUGUUUCACAAAAUGUAUAUGACGCAGCUGUUGGGGAUAUAACGAUUACUACUAAUAGGACAAGAAUUGUAGAUUUCACUCAGCCUUAUAUGGAAUCUGGACUAGUAGUAGUUGCUCAAGUCAAAGAGGUUAAAUCUAGUCCAUGGUCUUUCCUUAGGCCGUUUACCUGGCAAAUGUGGUGCGUUAGUGCAGCUUUUUUCCUGUUUGUGGGUGCUGUUGUUUGGAUUCUUGAGCACCGGAUGAAUCACGAGUUUCGUGGUCCACCAAGUCAGCAACUUAUCACAAUCGUGUGGUUCAGUUUCUCAACAAUGUUUUUCGCACACAGGGAGAACACAGUUAGCGCCCUCGGACGUUUAGUGCUCAUUUUAUGGCUUUGGGUAGUUCUAAUCAUCAACUCCAGCUAUACGGCUAGUUUGACAUCAAUUCUAACAGUUCAGCAGCUUACAUCAAGGGUCAAAGGGAUUGACAGUUUGGUUUCCAGUUCAGAUCCUAUAGGAAUCCAGGAUGGAUCCUUUGCAUAUAACUACCUCACUGAAGAACUGAAUAUUGCAGAAUCAAGGAUUCGAAUUCUAAAAAGCCAGAAUGAUUAUACUGAUAUGCUUGAGAAAGGUCCUAACAACGGUGGUGUUGCUGCUAUAGUUGAUGAGCUACCAUACGUUGAACUGUUCUUGACCAGUACCAAGUGUAACUUCAGAAUUGUCGGACAGGAAUUUACAAAAAGCGGCUGGGGAUUUAUAUUUCAAAGAGACUCUCCUCUUGGAGUUGAUUUGUCUACUGCGAUCCUUCAACUAUCAGAAAACGGUGAUCUUCAAAGAAUCCAUGACAAAUGGUUAUCUCGCGAUGGAUGCUCAGCACAAACAGACCCAAUUGACGACAACCAACUCUCUCUUACGAGUUUUUGGGGCUUGUUCUUGAUCUGUGGCAUCGCGUGCUUUAUUGCCCUCAUUUUUUUCUCCUGUAGAGUAUGCUGUCAAUACCGGAGGUUCAACACUGAUGGGGAUGAACGGGGAAUUGAGGAUCCUGAAUCUCGGGAGACUAAUCGACGUAGCAGCAUGCGUGCAACUAGCUUCAAGGACUUGAUAGAAUUCGUGGACAAGAAAGAAACUGAAGUUAAGGAGAUGCUUAAGCUUAAGCGUAAGAGCAGCGACCAAAGGCGAGCUUCAAGCACGUGCUCAGAUGGGCAGCCAAGCUUAACCCCAUGAAUCCCUUUUGGGUAAUCUAUGUUUCUCCACAAAUGCAGAACCAAUCUUCAUUUUGUGGUACAAUGUGUUCAUGAAUGCCUAUCAGUCACAUACUAGUUAUAGCAUUUUGACACACAACUUAGGAUACUGAAAAGGAAAAUGUGUUUGCUACAAAACUUAAUUAGUCGGAAAAUAUACGCCCAAUGUGGCCUAGAGAAAUGUAUAUUACCUUUUUGGCAUAUAGUUGAACCAGAACAUAAAUUUAUUCUUGUCACCUUGCAAACGAACUUUCAAUGGAUCAGUUAAAAAAAAGAAAUGACCACAUUUGCCGCUCUAUAAAUAAUGAGGACUACGAUUGGAAAAUAGUGAAACAUGAAGGACCAAAACAUAGAUUCUUAGUAGGGUCUAUGAUCAUGGUCUCCAAGUCGAGGCGGGACUUAGAUUCAAGGAGGUACAACUUGAAUUGGAUUGUUUGGGAAUAUGCUGAUCUUUAGACUAUUGAAGACGAUGAGGUCGUUCAUAGCAAGGUCUUCUAUAGUAUUAGAGGCUUAUUAAAUAUGAGGAUCGACCUCCGGUUGGAGUUCGUUAUCACUACUGUACAUAAUGUAAUAUAUGGAUUACAUGUCUCCAUAAUAUUGUAAUUUGAUAAUUUAAGCCUUAGACUACUCUCUCUUUUUCUUUUUAAAUU
Oldenlandia corymbosa var. corymbosa is the source of this 4880-nucleotide messenger RNA. The record is from the annotation of a GenBank genome assembly. NCBI's taxonomy places the organism in Eukaryota, Viridiplantae, Streptophyta, Magnoliopsida, Gentianales, Rubiaceae.